Molecule: messenger RNA, 693 nt
Organism: Sclerotinia borealis F-4128
Lineage: Eukaryota; Fungi; Ascomycota; Leotiomycetes; Helotiales; Sclerotiniaceae
Source: the annotation of a GenBank genome assembly
AUGCCUCCCUUAUUCAUUGGCGAGUCGAUGGUGGGUCAAGGUUCUUGGUCUAUGGUUUUUCGUUCGAGUCCCAGACCAGGAGAACUUGCAUUUCGUACAGAGAUAUCUGUUCUACCUUUAGUAAUUGGGCAUCCAAGAAUUAUUGAAUUUGGAGGAGUGAUUGAAGGAGAAGAAUUUAAUGGUCUAUUAUUCAAAGAAUACGCGAAUGGCGAUUUAGCAACAUAUAUUCAACAACGAGGCAUUCAACAAAUCAGUAAAUCUCAGCGAUUGAAAUGGUGUCGACAAACAACAGAAGCUCUUGUGCAUAUUCAUUCUAAGAAUGUUGCCCAUUGUGAUUUAUUACCUGGAAAUUUAUUGUUGGAUGAUAAAUUGGAUCUUUAUUUGGCUGAUUUUGGAAGUGCUUUUUGUGAGGAUAAGGAUAAGGGUAUUGAUGGUGGGAUGAUUCCUGACGCCGGUUUUUUCGAUCCAAAUUUUUGUAAAAUCAGACUCCCAUAUGCGGAUAUUAAAGAUCGACUCAUAUUGAACGAAGAUUCGGAAGAUUAUCAGGAAUUGGUUUUCCACAAAUUACAAAACAGCGAUUUUCCAGAUCUCACAGGAAUCGAUAUCGAAAUUGCGAAGGUUAUUGAUGGGUGUUGGAGUCGAAAAUUUCAAACUACAUCGGAAGUACUAGUAGAGUUACAAUCUGAACUCUAG